GCCCAUAGCAACAAAUCGCCAUGUUUAUUCUCGCCAGUCGUUUUGUCAGCUAGGACUAUUUAGCUUUUGCAGUCAUUUAUACGUGGUAAAUCUUUGCUAAAGCAUAAAAUGAACAUAGAGGUGUUCCUCACCAUUUAUGCAAUGACAGGCUUCUCCCAGUAGAUGUUUGGAACAGUUUCUUAAAGGUCGGAAGAUAGUAGCAGUGUCCUUGAUCCAUGGAAGACAUGGACAAUGUGGAGGUGUUAGAGGUUGUGAAAGUAACUGAAGAAGUUGAAGAUGUGUACAGCCAAGUGGAUAUGACGUCCCCCAAAAAGAAGAGGGGCAAGACUGAUGAAAACAGUCAUGAAAGACCCAAGAAGCCCCGAUCUGCCUACUUGCUGUACUACUUCGAUGUUCACCAGGUUAUGCAACUCGGAACCCCGAAUUUGCCUCAGUCUGAAGUCAACAAACGAAUCAGUGAGAGCUGGAGGAGACUGAGUGUAGCUGAGAAGAGCUACUACCUGGAGAGAGCCAAGUUGGAAAAGGAGGGGACAGACACAACAUCUCACAGCUCCAAUAAACACCUGCCGGGCUUCCGCAAAAUCCUCCCCAGAGCCAACUGCUUCCUGGUGCCCAACAGCGCCUCCUCUAACUAUCAAGCUGUAGGCUCUCAGUCAGAAGUGUGCAUCGAAUCGAUCGAUUUUUCAGCUGAAGGAAGCUUGUGCUCGGUCGCCCUGAGGGUCCCCAAGUCCAAGGUAGCACCUGUUGACUUGGCCGCUGAGGUGGAAAUUUCAGAUCCCUCCACCGUCCCCAGUGAUACAGCAGCAGAGGAAACGGUGGUGUCUUCUUAUGUGACACCCCAAAGAACUUCGCCAUGGUCUUCAUCCAAAACCCUGACAUCCACAGACACCCAGGGCUCACAGGGUUCUGUUGAUGAGAUGCUGAAUGAUGUCUCACUGAAAACAAAAGCCAGUGGAGUAGCAGUGCAAAUGAUGCAACGAGAAGCUACGCAGAUGGUGACCAUUGUGCCCUCCCAGAAUCAGCUGGAGCCUCAGCCUUUAGCAGGCAUUAGUUCCCUGCAGCCAGUCAUGAUGAUAUCUGUAGGGGCCAAAUCAGACCAGAUUCCCAAACCUUCAUAUAAAAUGUCUGUAAAGACAUACACAAGGAGAGGUCGGGGGAGGUGUCUAAAUCCUGGCUGCUCUUUUGUUUACGUCACUCGACACAAACCACCUACCUGUCCUGAGUGUGGGAGCCACUUGGGAGGAAAAUGGAUACCUGCUGUAAAGGCUAAAAGGACACAAGAUAAAACUGGUGCUUCCAAGCUAACAACUGACAACAAGAGUGACGAAAGCUGUCUGGCUGCACUGCAUGUUUCUGCAGACAACAGUGAAACAAAGUCUGGCGGCGAUAAGAAGGAAGGACAAGCGCAUCGGAGCAGCAGUAAACAGCCUGCACUAUCAGCUGCAGCACCACCAGAAGGCAGCAGCACCACACCUCUGCCUCAAAUAUGUAAACAAAUAAAAGCGAAUGCUAAAAGCACGCAUCAGAAACCAGUGAAGAGCUGUGCUGUUGUUCAGAAGAGGCCCGUGAGACCCAUCCUUCCUGCCGUCUGUAACACAGGCAGCGCCGUGAUUCAGAUCUUAACUGUUGCACCCGAGAAAGAAAAACCUCAAAGUGUCUCUAAAAGCAACCAUUCAGCAGCAGCCACAGUGCCUCAAGAGAUUCUGUCAGGUCUUAAGCCCAGCACUUUAAAGCAGCUUGGCCAGACCGUCCCAACAACAACAACAACCCUCCAGGAUUCCUCCGUCUCAGCAGACAGAAGUAAACAUGUGACUUCCACUCCUGACACAGGUGUGAAUGUUUUGUCCCUAGUGCCUUUCAGACACACGGUUUCCUGUUUUGAUUUGGGGCUAUCCACAGCACGAGGCAGAGGCCGCUGUAAGAACCCGGCUUGUGACUACAUGUAUAAGAACCGCCACAAACCGGCUGUGUGCCCGAAAUGUGGCAGCGAGCUGACCAGAAAGGACACCAAACCUCCAAAGUCUGAGAUUUUGCUAGAUCCCCAUCAGGAGCUGAGUCCUGCUCAGAGGGACGUCCAGCGCCAGAGCACUUUGCAGCUAAUCCGCAGCACCCUGCAGAUUCCUGAGAGUGACACAGAGCUGCAGGAAACAAUGAGCCUCAUCCAGGAGCUGAACAGUGUUAAAAUAGUCUUGGUUAAGAACGGCGAGGGAAGCGAUGCAGAGACUGAGACACUGUUGGAGACUGGGUGGCCUCAGUUUUAUGAAUCAGCAGCUACACACUGUGGCCUGUGUAGCUACCGUCUGUUGAAAGGAGGGCGGGGUACUGUUGCCGGGCAGGAGGACUGCUGGUUGCUCACCGAGACUCUGAUGCAGACGGCGUCUCUGCAGCUCAAAGUGUGUCCCAACCUUCGAUGUUUGGCCCUGCACAGCUUUGCAGAUCUGCAUCCAGGUUUGUUCAAUGUUGGGAAUCGACUUCUUGUAAGUCUUGACUUGUUUCUGAAGCUCAGAGCCAACAUCAAACUGGGCCAGACACCAUCUCUAGCCGCUCAAUCUGUGUUUGACCAAAUCCAGAAUCAUCCAAUCCAUAGUCUUUCUCCAGAGGAAUCAUCUCAAGUUCAGGAGCUUUUCCUGAGCGGUUACUGGGCCUUUGAGUGUCUGACGGUGCGGGAUUACAACGACAUGAUCUGUGGCAUUUGUGGUGUUGCCCCAAAAGUUGAGAUUGCGCAAAGACACAGAAACGACGUACUGGAGCUGAAGAAUGUGGAGUUUACCUGGCCGGAGUGUUCAGUCUCGGAUGAAGUUCAUGUGGAUGACUUCUGGCUGACCAUGGAGGGGGAAGCGAUCGAGCAAGCGGCUUUCCCUGCAGACAUCCCCAUCACACGGGUGGAUGCUUCCAUCAUUGCUCCUUUCGCGCCGCCUUUGAUGAGGAGCCCCACUGUCAUCAACACAGAGAAAGACAAGCUCAUGCCACAAAUACAACAGCCUGCAGGAGAUCCGUCAGCUUUGGUUCGUCUCAUCCAUGACGGUCAGCUCAGACUCGACAGGGUCGAAGAUCACAGUGAGGAUGAGUUGAGGACCAUACUGGAUAGCUGUGGAGUGGGCCUCAGCCCUGGCUCCACCAAGAACGAGCUUCUGGCCUCCCUGGUCAACCUGUACACACAUGUUCACAGUGGCCCUCCCACGGCUCCACAGCCGCCCCCACAUCUCACUGCAGGCAAGCUGUCCAAGGUGUGCCCCCACAAGGUGGUGUGUUCCUCUAAGUACUUGGUGAGAGGAGAGACGGCUCGGGACCACGUGGAUCUGCUCCUCUCCUCCCGUUACUGGCCUCCAGUUUACGUUUGCGACUGUCCUCGUCAAGUGGCGCUUUGCACUGAUCUGCAGUAUCCAGAGUUGGCAACACAGAUGUGGGGCAGAAACCAGGGCUGCUUCUCUGACCCCUUUGAAAAGCCAGAAUUUGUGACAUGCCCUGAGCUACAGGACCAGCCGUACACCGCUGACCUCUCCUUGGUGGCAGAGAACCAGCUGGUUCACCCCAUCACAAAAUCCUCCUCUUGCUGGCUGGUUUAUCCUCCAGGAGCAGCGCGGGACACUCCUGCUCAGGAAUACCACCGCAUCACCCGCUGCAGAGAUCUGGAGCCGUAUAUCAAUCUGCUAACAGAGCUGGACUUAAAGAAAGAGGAGCAUCACACAGAGGGAAAUAUAAAGGAGCAGACCGUCAUACCAGAGAAUGACUGUUUAAAAGAACUAGAAGACAAUGUGAACACAAAUCCCAUCAUUUUCAACAACACGGCUUAUUACUACUUGUACAACCGACUUGUAGACUUCCUCAGCAGCAGAGACAUAGUAAACCAGCAGAUCAGCCAGGUUGUGAAGGCUUGUCAGCCUGGAGAGGUUGUCAUCAGAGACUCUCUAUACCGACUCGGAGUGGCACAGAUAAACACAGACGAAGAUGAAGGAACGAAAUUAGACGCACAGGCAGAGGAAGGAGGAGAGAAACAACUACUGGUUCUAAGCAAUUAAAAAAUAAAAUCUUGGUUGGACUUUAUAAUGCUAUAAAAAGAGACUUGGGAGCAAGGAUUUUAGAAGCAGCGUAGGACUAAAAAUAACUUUUGUAUUACGGAGGAGACAGAAUAAAAAAUCUACAUUUGAUACGGUGCUGGUCACAUGUUGAAGGGUGAUUUGAAAUCUGUAGAAGUGAAAGCCGUCACAGACUGUAGAGAUUACUGUUAAUAUAUUGAGUUUUAUGAAGUUUUUAAUACUACUGAAGACUUUAAAAAUGGAUGCUAUUUAUGAAAGUGUCAGUUGUAAAUGAUGAAUGUAAUUUUGGUUUCAUGCCAAGAUGUUUAUGGAAUAAGUUAAUAUAGUGACAAAGCUAAGGCCCAAGUUUUGACGUCAGCUGAUAAUAGAUUCCUAUAAUAUAAAGCUGCUUUGCUUUCACUUUUUUUUUUUAAGACAAAAAUAUAAAACAUAAUCUGCUUUUGUUUUAAACAUAAAAGUAGCAAUUUCUUCUGCUUCCAAAAUAAUGCAUUUACAUGUAAUAUUGGUUAUUACAUGUAAAGUUUAUUUUAUAUUACACAGUUGUUUCGCAGGCAUAGACAUAGAAAUUAUUGUGAUACAAGCAGAAGAUAUAAACAUGCUAAAUUUGUCAUUUUUCACAGCAUAUGGUCCUUAGUCUUCCACGUCAUGACAGUUAAAAAAAAAAUUUAUUUCACAAUCCACUGAAUUUGUUGUACUUAUUGCAGGAACAGUGAUGUAGCUUUCUUCCAGUCAGCUGAUCGUUUGCAGAGAAAACUCUUUGGUCGUUUCCUUGACGUCUCAGUGAAAGUACAUUUAAUUAUAGAAUUAUAGUGUGAUGGAGAACAUUCGUAACUUUGAAACCAUAACUUAAAAACGUUGGUACAGUGUACUGUGGUCCCACUCUUCAAUCUCCUUCUGACUAAAGGAAUGUAAACUGAACUAGUGCAAACCUUGUUCUGCGUCGUUAUCCAUGUGCCAUAUUUACAGGCUUACCUCUCUAUAACCUUGUGAGCAGAUUUUUACAGAGAUAUUGCGUAUCUGCUUUUUUUUCCACUGGGUUAUUAUAUAAAAAUGGACCUCAGAGAGUAGUGUUGAAUUUGCAUGAUGAUAUUUUGUGAAAAAUAUAUAUUUAAUGUGGGCUGCUGUAUGAAUUGAUUUAAUAUGUAUGAAUGCAUUGGCCUUUAAGAAGCAACAAAAGUUAUGUGUACUUUUUCAGAUCUUCUUGCUUGGUGCUUAUUAAAGCAGAGCAAAUGUA
This is a messenger RNA of Gambusia affinis (western mosquitofish), 5271 nucleotides long. RefSeq names its product HMG box domain containing 3 (gene hmgxb3). The coding region runs from base 216 to 4019 and encodes 1267 amino acids. The record is from RefSeq and is a predicted model, not a curated record. NCBI's taxonomy places the organism in Eukaryota, Metazoa, Chordata, Actinopteri, Cyprinodontiformes, Poeciliidae. The transcript has 21 exons.